AUGCCAUCGGCUGCUCCAUGUGGCAAUCUACUGUGCGAUGCUUCACCAGGCUACACGUCUCAGUCCAAUCACAGCACUACUUCUCCGUAUGAGCCAUCAGGGCCACAGGCUGGCUCAGGUGAUGAAGGAUAUUUCACCCCGACAGCUUUGCCACAGAGUAGUUGGUCCGAAUCUGCUGGCACAUCCGCUUGGCCAAUUCAAAGCUUCGCGAUCGACUUCAUGAACGGGCCCACUUCGAUCGUUGCCGAUAUGCCGGCUUUCGGCGCAGAUGCAAACGUCGACCACCGAUGGGUCCAGCAGAUCUCCACGGCUGCGAACACACCCAGUAUGUUGAUGCAGUCGAAUGGUAUAUCAUUGCCAUGCCAAUGCUCAAUGCUUCUCGACGACAUUACCGCCUUGUUCCGAUGCCAGGUCAGCCUACCGAGGACAAACUUUGAUCAAGUCCUACAGGUCAUUCACACGGCGAUACAGAAGGGACAGACCUCAUUAGACUGCUACGGUUGCGCAACACAUGGCUUGCAAGCAGUCCUCACGAAUGUUGUUGUGAUGCUGCAACAAGCCGCGGUCUGUCUUCAAGCCAUCUUGGCGAUAAUCGAUCAUGAUCCGUGCUUGGCAACCGCUGGCAUCAAGGCUGAAGGCUAUAAUCUGGACACCGCGGAGCUGAAGAUGCGAAUGCUGCACACGAUGAUUGACCAUGAGCUUGACGGCAUGCAACAGCUGGCACAUACGGUCAGCACCAUGGCACACAUGGAGCAUACCCAUGGCAAGGCAUAUUCUGGUAUCAUGCCACUAUUGACAGCUCUGCAAGAGUCUUUGGACGUGUUGAGAGGAAGAUCCAUGCAACCAGCGCAGACGUGA
Messenger RNA from Fulvia fulva, 858 nucleotides. RefSeq lists its product as uncharacterized. The record is from RefSeq and is a predicted model, not a curated record. Bases 1 to 858 code for a protein of 285 amino acids. The transcript has a single exon. Lineage: Eukaryota; Fungi; Ascomycota; Dothideomycetes; Mycosphaerellales; Mycosphaerellaceae.